Molecule: messenger RNA, 2499 nt
Organism: Biomphalaria glabrata
Lineage: Eukaryota; Metazoa; Mollusca; Gastropoda; Planorbidae
Product: nucleoporin p54-like
Exons: 11
Coding region: 151-1974 (607 amino acids)
Biological process (GO): NLS-bearing protein import into nucleus; protein localization to nuclear inner membrane; nuclear pore organization
Cellular component (GO): nuclear pore; nuclear pore central transport channel
Molecular function (GO): structural constituent of nuclear pore
Source: RefSeq, a predicted model, not a curated record
UUUUCCGUUCUUUUUUUGGUGUUUAGUUGAAUCUAAGAUCCGGAAUAGAUUUUGAACUGCUAGUCUGUACCUGCCAUAUCUAAACCUUACAUUGAAAUGCGCUUUCUAUAGACUAUACUGAAUACUGGCUAAACUUAUUUCAAAAUAACAAUGUCAUUUAACUUUGGUGCCACAACACAGCCGUCGCUCUUUGGAGCACAAACAUCAACAGCAUCAACUGGAUUUGGCUUUGGUGCUGGUGCUUCAACUGGUUUUGGAUCUGGCAGUACCGCUGGAGGCACUGGCUUAGGAACGUUUGGAAGUACUGCUUUGCCGAGCUCUGGAACUGGCACUGGCGUAUUUGGUGCUACCACCACAUCAGCUCCAUCUGUCUUCGGAGGUUUUGGAACGUCAACCUCCUCUUCUCCCUUUUCAUUUACACCUUCUACAUCUGCUUCAACAGGAUUUGGAGGUUUCGGGACAGGAACUACUGGAUUUGGUGGUCUUGCAUCGACAGGCACAACUGGUGGAUUUGGCGGGUUUGGUAGCACUAGCUCAGGGACACCUGGGUUUGGAACAUCCACUUUUGGGACCACUUCUGCAUUUGGCAAUAAUGCUACCCCUUCAGGCUUUGGCACAUCAGGGACAUCUGUGUUUGGGAAUAGUGGAUCUUUGUUUGGUUCUGGACAGCCAACACUGGGAACUGGAGGAACAUCCACUUUUGGUUCAACUGGGACUUCUGGAUUUGGUGGCACAGGACCAUUUGGUGCCCCAUCUACUGGCUUGUUUGGAGCUUCUGUUCAGGCGCAGACUGCACUUCAGCAAGAAGAGGCUAACCUGGCUAAUGUUGCUAUGGCCGUGUCAUUACCCCAAAUAUUUGGGGAUGAAAGAGAUGCAAUCAUUGCUAAGUGGAAUCAACUCCAGGCUUACUGGGGCACAGGGAAAGGCUUCUUUUCUCCAAAUGGUAGUGUCGAUUUUAAGCCUGAUAACCAUUUUUGCAGAUUUAAGGCAUUGGGAUAUCACCUCAUACCCAAAGGCAGCAAUGAACUGGGACAAGUAAUUCUGGUUUUUAGCAGACGGGAGGAAGAAGUAAGCUCACUCCAACAGCAAAUCGUGGACACGCUGCAGAAAAUUCUUGGCAGUAAACCCACAUUGAGUGUCUGUGUCGAAGGCAUCAGACCCCUGCCAGAUGACAAAACAGAAGUGGUCAUCUAUGUUUUAGAGCGUCCACCUACUGGUCCUGCCAAGAGGGUCACUGCCAGUGAUUUGUUUAAUUUCUUAAACCAGCCUGCGCAGAAGGGCCAGAUAGCAUCCCAGCUGAAUGUAGAAAGUCUGCUACCGAAAGUUGGAUGGACUGAUGGGCAGCUUAAAGAAUACCUAGAUAAACCACCAGCAGGUGUUGAUCCAUUGCUGUGGCAACAAGCAAAGUUAGAUAAUCCAGAUCCUGAGAAGUACAUCCCUGUUCCAAUGAUUGGUUUCAAAGAACUUCAAAGGAGAUUAAAACAUCAGGCAGAACAAACAAGAUUGUAUCAGCAAAGAUUAGAUGUAAUAGCCAGUGACUUGUCAGAUCUACAGACCCAGCACAGUACUAUGUUAUCCAAACUUGAAGACCAUAAACGUAAAGAUCUUGAGCUGGGUCAUAGGCUACUCAAGGUCAUUGUAAAACAAGAAAUUUAUCGUAAAAUGGGUUACGCCAUACAAGUUGAAGAGGAGACGUUAAAAGUUCAGCUUGAACAGUUGCAAGUAGAACUUAAUCAUCCUACUCAGUUUAAGGGUCGUUUAAACGAACUAAUGUCUCAAAUGAGAAUGCAGCUUCAAAUGGGAUCCGGAAGGUCGGACCCAGCCUAUCAGAUCAACCCAGAGACACAAGCUGAAAUUAGAACAAUGCUGAAACAACAGCAAGAUGGCAUCCAGCACUUGAUUGAGAUUAUCAAGGAGGAUGCUGCAGAUCUUCAGCUCAUAGAACAGGGAAUCUCCAAGUCUCCAGCAAGAUAAAGUCUUGAAGUAGCUCACAUUUGAAACAUGUUGAAUGUCAAGCAGAUUAGCCCCAUUAACUCCUAUGUCUUGUUUAUAAAAUUCGCAUCCCAUUCCUGUGAUGAGCCUAAUAAAAAAAACCCACUUAAACAUAGAAUGGUAAAUGUUUUUUCAAAAGUUGUAUACUUUCAAUAAUCCAUUUAUAUAGUUGAUCUUAAAUGCUAAGUCUGUUUUCUUGUUCAGUACGUGAUAGGAAAAAUUCUGUUUAGAAAACUGCUGGUACCAGUAGUAUUGUACUGCAAUAGGAGUUAAUCUGUUAAGUGAACCCAUUGAGCAAAAGAUCUGGUGACUCUGAAGCUGUUAUGCAUUUCUCCCCUCAUCGGCUUCCCCGUACAUUCUGUUAUAAUCAUUUUAUUGUCUACAAUGCACACAUCAUAUUUUGAAAUAUUCAGUUUGUUGUUUUCAUUUGUUGGUAUCUUCAAAAUAUACACAAAAAACAAACAAAACCAAACAAACAUUGUUUGUAAAUAAAGAAAUCAUUUUACA